Molecule: messenger RNA, 1595 nt
Organism: Phascolarctos cinereus (koala)
Lineage: Eukaryota; Metazoa; Chordata; Mammalia; Diprotodontia; Phascolarctidae
Gene: SERTAD3
Product: SERTA domain containing 3
Cellular component (GO): nucleus
Molecular function (GO): transcription regulator activity
Source: RefSeq, a predicted model, not a curated record
AACCAGUCUCUGUGAGCGGCCGCUCUGUUGGCUGGGCUGCCUGGGUGUGACAAACACAGGCUCCAGGCCCCUGCCCCGCCUCCAGUCCGGAGCCAUGGAGCCCGGAUCGGGGCCAGUGGUGGCCGGCGUGAAGCGAAAGCACCCAGAUGACCACAGAGGUCCACUAGAGGUGGAGGCUAAGAAGGAGUCCCAGGAGCAGGCACCCUCCUCCAGGUCCAACUUAGGCCAGACCCUACUUCGACUUUCAAUGGACAAAUUCCAGCUCCGCCCACAGAGUCUCCUGAGGCAAGUGCUCAUUACAAACACCCUGAACUACAUCAAGGAAAAGAUGCACUUGGAGAGGACCCCAGCCCCACCUCAGGAACCCAGAUUGGAGCUGCUUUUACCCCUGACUGCCCAGUCAGCCAACAACUUCCUCAGAGAGCUGGAAGUGAUCCUGGGUUUAAGAGCCACACAGGAUGAGCCCCCAGAUCCGAGUUGGAGCCCUGCCUCUGCCCCUGAUGUGUCCAGUGACUGCAGGCAAAUACCUCCCCCUCUUGGGGCUUCGGUUUGCCCAUCUGUCAGAGUUGAGGAGCCUACCCUGGGCAGUUUUGAGACCAUGAGCAACAGGUACCUUGGAGACCUGGUUCCUGAUGACUUCUUCCCUGACAUUGACACCUCAGAUGUGGAAAGAGAUCCUUGGCCUUCGCCUUCUGCCCUUGCUUCCUCUUAUGGGGCAGUCUGCUCCCUAGAGCAGCCUAGGGCUGAAUGGGACUGGACUGAACUGGACCAAAUCUUGGAAAUCAUCAAGGGAUCAUAAGACUGGGUGGGGGGGGUGCAGAUACUUGCUUACCUCUGGAGAGUUAAAGAAAGUAGUCUCCAAAGAUUUCAUAUCUCAGGAAGUUGGGGUGAAGCUUCCUAGUGACAUGGGAAAGCCUCAUCUCUUCAGAUCUUCUGUCCUGGUGUCAGUGCCUGCUGAUGGCAGAACCACAGAAUAUAUCUCUCUUUCCUGAUAGCUUAAUGGGAUUCUGCUCCCACAGCCGGAGCUCUUGUCACCAAAUCCCUCCUCCUCUCCACCCUAUCGCCCUGACUGGCCCCAGGUGUGCUGGGGCCCAGCACUCUGGGGCUGCUGUUCCCAUUCCAGUUAGUCUUUUGUGUCUCCUGUGAGCCUGGUCCCCAGGUGGUCCCUGGUUUUCCCCCUGAUUUGGCUUCAGAUCAGAGGAAGAAGCUGGCCUGGGGGUUGAGUAACUGCCUGGGGAAAGAAGGGGGCAGGGCAGGGCUGAAGGCCAGGAGUCCUGGGCUCUGGGGAGACAAAGUCCAGGUUGCCAGGAGGAGGGUCUCCAGAUCAACCUCCCCCCCCACCAACUCCCAAGGUUGACAGGUAUGGAAACAGUACGAAGUCACAUCAUCUUCUCCCUCCCCACCUCAGUGCCUGGCCAUAACUGUGAACCCCCCUCCUUUGUCCUUGUUCACCCCCUUCCCGAUCCAAAUGUGGCCUUGAUGAAGUGCAAUAAGGAUAAAGGAAUCUUUAUCCAUCAUCAUGCUUUUUUUUUUCUAUUUUAAAAAGGCCUAUUUCACCUGUUUUUUUUUGUGAAUAAAACUUUCAAAUUCCAUAA